Dothidotthia symphoricarpi CBS 119687 is the source of this 1722-nucleotide messenger RNA. Its product is annotated as putative FAD-containing monooxygenase. Lineage: Eukaryota; Fungi; Ascomycota; Dothideomycetes; Pleosporales; Dothidotthiaceae. Bases 1 to 1722 code for a protein of 573 amino acids. The transcript has 7 exons. Gene Ontology annotation, molecular function: N,N-dimethylaniline monooxygenase activity; NADP binding; flavin adenine dinucleotide binding. The record is from RefSeq and is a predicted model, not a curated record.
AUGGCGGAGAAACGCCACAUUUUGAUCAUCGGGGCCGGCGUCUCUGGCAUUUUACUAGCACAUCACUUCAAAAAGUACUUGUCACACGCCUACACAUUCCAGAUUGUGGAAAAGAACCAUGAUGUCGGAGGUACAUGGCUGGAGAAUACGUAUCCAGGUUGUGCGUGCGAUGUGCCAAGCGACAUCUAUCAAUAUUCCUUUGCACCAACGAAGAACUGGUCCACCUUAUUCGCGUCUUCUGGAGAGAUUCAAAAGUAUCUUUCGCAAGUGGUCAAUCAUUUUAAUUUGCGGGAACGCGUCGAGUUUUGCACGUCGGUAAAAAGAUGUGCAUGGGACGAGCACAAACGCAAGUGGAUGGUUGACACAGAAUGCAACGGCAUUCUCACCACUGGAAGAGAGGCUGACUUCUUGAUUAAUGCUUCUGGGAUCUUGAACCACUAUCAGUACCCUGAUAUUCGUGGUCUAGAUAGCUACAAAGGUCUUUUGAUACAUACAGCAAACUGGGAUCAUUCAGUUGAUUUAACAGGAAAGAGAGUAAGUGUCAUUGGAGCAGGAGCAAGCGCUGUACAAGUUGUACCACAGAUCCAACCCUUGGUGAAACAGCUCUCGGUAUACAUUCGAACCCCAUCAUGGAUCACAACACUACCCGAAAGUUUUCAAGAACUCGGAAGCGCCGCGGACACCUCCGACGAUGAAUAUUUGCAGCGCUGCAAGGAUUUUGAAAGCUAUUACAACAUGCUCUUUCCUGUCUUCCACAAAGACUCUUCAACGCAGAAGCAGAAGCGCCAGGAAAUGGCAUCGUGGAUGGAAGACCGCAUCGCGGAUCCUGUGUUGCGCGAGAAGCUUAUACCGAACUACGAACUAGGCUGUCGCAGGAUCAGUCCAGGAGAACCGUUCCUUCGCAUCCUUCAAGAGUCAAACGUCAAAUGCAUAUUCAAUCCUAUCGCAUCGUGCGAGCCCGAGGGCCUCAAAACGCAGGACGGGAUUGAAGCAUCCGAUGUUAUCAUAGCCGCGACCGGCUUCAACACCUCGUUUCGUCCGCGGUUUCCAUUACUCGGUCGUAACAACAUCGAUCUGCGAGAUCUCUGGAGAGAUGAUCCGGCGUCGUACUUGGGUCUUGGGUGCGCCGGAUUCCCGAAUUAUCUAUCGAUGCUCGGCCCUAACUGCCCGGUCGCAAACGGCAGCUUGAUAGGUAGCCUCGAAGCAAUGGCAGAUUUUGUCGUUCGCCUUCUUAAGCGUGUCGAUAGUUUCGGUGUCGCCACAUUUGACCCAGACAAAGGUGCCCAGGAUGACUUCAAUAAUCAGGUUGAAGAGUUCAUGAAAGACGCUGUGUGGACGGGGAACUGCUCGAGUUGGUAUAAACGCGGGUAUAAUGGGAAAGUGACUGCUGUCUGGCCAGGAAGUAGCCUGCACUACAGAGAGGUAUUGGAGCAGGAUCGCUGGGAAGACUGGCAUUGGACCUAUCUUGGUGGAAGGUAUAGGAUGUGGGGUAAGGGACAGUCGGCUGUUGAAAGUGCAGAUGGUGAUCAUAGCCAUUAUCUGAAACACGGGCCGCUGUUGCCGGAACCUUCGAGCAGUAGUAAGUGCCAUCGCAAGGAUUCAAAAGAUGACAUAGGCAACGACGUACGCAAUGGGCACAGUAGCAUCUUGAGCUCCGGACAAGGCGACAAGUUGAGCGACAACAUCGGCGAAAGGAUUGGCAGCGGAUUGACGAGUGUGUAA